AUGUUGGAAAAUUCCAGUCGGGAAAAGUCCAGAAAGAAUCUUACACCUGAGCCCUCUGUUCUGACGCAGGAGCAGAGGUGGUGCUUCGAGGAUGUGAUGUGGCAUUUCGACCACGAGAUGGCGACCGAGACCAAAGAUUCAGUUGUUUUUUCUUUAGCUUCCUCUGUGCAGGGAAUCCCCGUGGAAACCCAGGUUUGCAAGGGGCUUUCCCGGGUAGCCUAUGACCAGGACCCCCAGAAGCCCCUGGGCGGCAGCUGGAAUUGUGACGGUGGUUCUCACGGUGCUGAGGACGCCCCUGGCUCACCGCAGAGGGACCCCCGCGCCCGCCGGGUGGUGGCUGAGACACAGGGGGACUCCUCAGCGCCCGCCGGGUGGGUGGUUGACACAGGCCCUCCCACCGCAGCGGACUUCGUGUACCAGUUUAAGGGCACCUGCUACUUCACCAACGGGACGCAGCGCGUGCGGCUCGUGGCCACACAAAUCUACAACCGGCAGGAGAUCGUGCGCUUCGACAGCGACGUGGGGGUGUUCGUGGCUGUCACGGAGCUGGGGCGGCCCCACGCCGAGAGCUGGAACAGCCAGGAGGACCUGCUGCUGGUGUACCGGGCGCAGGUGGACGUGCUGUGCAGACACAACUACAAGGAGACGGCCCCCUUCACGGUGCAGCGGCGAGUGGAGCCCACAGUGACCAUCUCCCCGUCCAGGACAGAGGCCCUGAACCACCACAACAUGCUGGUCUGCUCGGUGACGGAUUUCUAUCCAGCCCACAUCAAAGUCCGCUGGUUCCGGAACGACCAGGAGGAGACAGCUGGCGUCGUGUCCACUCCCCUGAUUAGGAACGGGGACUGGACCUACCAGGUCCUGGUGAUGCUGGAAAUGAGCCCCCAGCGAGGAGACGUCUACACCUGCCGCGUGGAGCACCCCAGCCUGCAGAGCCCCAUCACAGUGGAGUGGCGGGCACAGUCUGAAUCUGCCCAGAGCAAGAUGCUGAGUGGAAUUGGGGGCUUUGUGCUGGGGCUGGCCUUCCUGGGGCUGGGCCUUGUCGUCCACCUUUGGAAGAAGAAAGGUGAGGCUGGUGGGGAGCGAGUGGGAGCCUGGUGCUGGGAACGCGCCUACCGACCCGAAAGGAAGGGCUGGGGGGUCGGCCGAAGCUGCAGGGACUGGGAGACUAGCUCUCCCGUGGGGCCAGGCUUGCUUCCUCACACAGGUGCGCGGUGA
Myotis davidii is the source of this 1218-nucleotide messenger RNA. Its product is annotated as rano class II histocompatibility antigen, A beta chain. Lineage: Eukaryota; Metazoa; Chordata; Mammalia; Chiroptera; Vespertilionidae. Gene Ontology annotation, biological process: immunoglobulin production involved in immunoglobulin-mediated immune response; positive regulation of T cell activation; peptide antigen assembly with MHC class II protein complex. Gene Ontology annotation, molecular function: MHC class II protein complex binding. The transcript is spliced from 5 exons. Gene Ontology annotation, cellular component: MHC class II protein complex; membrane. Bases 1 to 1218 code for a protein of 405 amino acids. The record is from RefSeq and is a predicted model, not a curated record.